UGUAGUUUAAAAAAUGUCUUCAUCUGAUAAAAUUCCUUUGAUUGAAAGCAAAGAUAGAUUUAGUUCUGUUUUUGCAGCUGCAGUUACUGCAUCAUUGGCAUCACUUUGUUUUGGUUUUACACUUGGUUAUACAUCUCCAACUGAAUCUAAAAUGGAAGAAGAUGCACAUUUGAAAAUUGAUAAAAAUGAGUUUUCAUGGUUUGCUUCAUUAAUUGCUAUUGGAGCAUUGAUUGGAAGCAUGGUAGCAGGAUAUUUUAUUGACAAAUUUGGAAGAAAAUCAACAAUUAUAAUGACUUCACUAUUAUAUAUGCCAGGAUGGUGUUUAAUAAGCUAUGCUUCCAAUGUUCUUAUGUUGUAUUCAGGAAGAAUCUUAACUGGCAUUGCAGUUGGUAUGAGCUCUUUAUCUGUACCAGUUUAUAUUGCAGAAAUUGCAUCACCUAGACUGCGAGGAGGUUUAGGUGCUAUCAAUCAACUUGGUGUUGUAGUUGGUAUCUUUAUUGCUUAUUUAGUUGGUGCUUUUUUGACAUGGCAAUGGACUGCAAUGUUUGCUAAUUUUAUUGUAGUAGCUAUGGUUCUAUUGAUGCUCUUAAUGCCUGAAACACCUAGAUGGCUACUUGCUCAUGGUCAGCGUCAGUUAGGGCUUCAAGGGCUUCAAUGGUUGCGCGGUCCUUUGUAUGACGCUGAAGCAGAAAUCUGCGAUAUUGAGAAUAAUCUUGAUAAGCAAGAAAAAGCAUCCUUCAGGGACUUCAUGACACCUGGUUUGUAUCGACCUUUGAUUAUAGGUUCUUUUUUGAUGGUAUUUCAACAAUUCUGUGGUAUAAAUGCCGUUUUAUUUUUUGAUGCCAAAAUAUUUAUGUCUGCUGGAAUCAAUAGUGCGGAAAAAAUUUCCCUAUUAGUUGGUGGUGCACAGGUAUUAUCUACUGUAGUCUCUUGUUUAGUUGUUGAUAAGUUGGGACGGAGGUUGCUAUUAAUGGUUGGUAGUAUAUCAAUGUUUCUAUGCACCCUUCUACUUGGAAUUUAUUAUGAUAUUGCUGAAAUAGAUACCGAUCAAAAGACAAUUUCAAUCUUUGGAAAAAUCUCGCAUACAGUUCCUCUGCAUCAGAUUUCGUGGUUGGCUGUUCUUUGUGUUAUUGUUUAUAUCAUCGUGUUUUCAAUUGGAUGGGGACCUUUGCCAUGGUUGCUAAUGUCUGAGAUAUUCCCACCUCGAGCGCGAGGCUUUGCAAGUGGUAUUGUCACAUUUGUUAACUGGCUACUUGUUUUUGUGGUUACAAAAUUUUUUCAUAAUAUGAUUGUGGCGUUUUAUGAACAAGGAACAUUUUGGUUUUUUUCCGCAUUUUCGUUAGCCAGUUUUUUUUUCGUUUAUUUUUGUGUACCAGAAACCAAAGGAAAAUCCUUAGAAGAUAUAGAACAGUUGUUUGCGUUGUAGAGGAUUCUACGAAUUGUUGUUUUCUUACUUUUUUUGAAUCAAGUCAUUCUUAAUCAAAAUGAUACUUUAUUACGACGUAAUUGCAGCUACAAUAUCUUUGGAUAUUCAAAGAUUUAUUAUUUUAUACAUUAUAUAAACUUUAUAAAUUAUAAGUUUAUUAUAGUUAAAAAAAUGUUUUUAGUUAUAAAUUUUUUUAAGUUAUAAAUUUUUUUAUUAUAUAUUUUCUUAUGAAAGAAUAUUCGAUUAGUAAAUUACAAAAAAAAAUUUUGUCUUUUUUUUUUUUUAUAUACAUAUAAAGAUUUUUUAAGUGUUAAGGAGAACUUUUUUCGCGACAACUUCGAAGUUCAAAGUUUGAUUUUCGAUUUUGAAAAAGUAGUUUUAAAUUAGAAAAAUGAUUUCGUGAAAUGUGAUUGAAAAAUAUAUUUUUAAAGCACUUAUAAUUUUGAUGAAUAUCUGAUGAUUGUAAAGGUUGUUUUUUUGGCGGACGUGUAUUUCAGGCACCCCUAUAGUAAGUCUGUAAAAUAACGUUUUACGCAAAAAAUUUAUUAAAAACCAAACUACCCUGAACCAACAAUAAAGCUUAUUUUAUUGAAAGCCCUUCUCUUACGAAAACCCUUUGCCUAACCCUAAAGGUUCGGGUUUGGUUAGGGUAGGAUUAAUAAUAUUCGUCUCGUAUACUUUAUUUCUCUUAUAGUUUAUAGUACCUGGAACAACUUUUAUGUAAUUUUAUCCUUUUAAUCAGUGCCGUGGCAAGUGGGUCUGGGGCCUCCCCCUCCCAAAACUUGCCAUUUGGGCCCCAACUUUUUAUUUAUUUUUUCUAAAAAAUUGGAUAAAAUUUACAGAUUACCCCAAAAAGCAGGGUACCUGACAUAUUUUAACGUCGCCGUUCAUAAGACUAAAAACAGUCAAGUUAACGCUUAAAUUCAAUUAAAUAUAUUUUAUAAUUGUUAAAUUGAUAGAGUUUACUAGUAAA
Hydra vulgaris (swiftwater hydra) is the source of this 2399-nucleotide messenger RNA. RefSeq names its product solute carrier family 2, facilitated glucose transporter member 8. Gene Ontology annotation, molecular function: sugar transmembrane transporter activity. Gene Ontology annotation, biological process: carbohydrate transport; transmembrane transport. The record is from RefSeq and is a predicted model, not a curated record. Gene Ontology annotation, cellular component: membrane. NCBI's taxonomy places the organism in Eukaryota, Metazoa, Cnidaria, Hydrozoa, Anthoathecata, Hydridae.